CUGUACUAUAAACCCUACUUCUUACUGGCUGUACCCAAUUCAUCCAGGAAGUGAAGCAGCAGCAGCAGCCUCCGGUUAGCAAGCAGGGCUCUCUCUCUCUCUCUCUGUCUCAGCACGUUUUCCCCUCUUCUUACACAGAGAUGGCUGAAGAACAAGCAAAGGGAGUCCCGGAGUCAGUAUUGAAGAAACAGAAGAGAAACGAAGAAUGGGCAUUGGCCAAAAAGCAGGAAUUUGAAGCUGCUAAGAAGAAGAACCUUGCCAACCGCAAGCUCAUCUACAACCGAGCUAAGCAGUAUGCUAAGGAGUACGCCGAGCAGCAAAGGGAGCUUAUCAAGUUGAAACGUGAAGCAAGGUUGAAAGGAGGCUUUUAUGUCAACCCGGAAGCGAAGUUGCUUUUCAUUGUUCGCAUUCGAGGUAUCAAUGCUAUGCAUCCAAGGACCAAGAAGAUUUUGCAGCUUCUGCGCCUGAGACAGAUAUUUAAUGGUGUAUUCCUAAAGGUUAACAAGGCAACGCUGAAUAUGCUACACCGAGUUGAGCCUUACGUUGCUUAUGGAUACCCCAACUUGAAGAGUGUUAAGGAAUUGAUUUACAAGAGAGGCUAUGGCAAGGUAAACAAGCAGAGAAUAGCAUUGACUGACAACUCAAUCAUUGAACAGGCUUUGGGAAAACAUGGUAUUAUCUGCAUUGAAGACCUUGCCCAUGAGAUCCUGACAGUUGGACCUCACUUUAAGGAGGCAAACAAUUUUCUCUGGCCAUUCAAACUUAAGGCGCCUCUUGGUGGCUUGAAGAAGAAGAGAAAUCACUAUGUUGAAGGAGGCGAUGCUGGCAAUCGUGAAGACUAUAUCAAUGAACUUAUCAGGAGAAUGAACUAGAUUGAUUGUAGUAAUAAAUGAAUCAUUGUUACAAUUUUGGAGGUCCUUUCCGAUGGAUUUUUAAGUUUAUGCACGACUCCUUUUGUAGACGUGAUUUAGCAUCGUAUUUAGAUCAAUUUUUUAUUUUCAUCUUUUAAUUGUCACCUUAAAGCAACUUUGGUGUACCUUAGAUUUUGUGAGAAUUUAUGGUGAUUUUGUUCUCAAUGCUAUUGCCCUAUUCGAGAAUUCUGGUA
Messenger RNA from Coffea eugenioides, 1105 nucleotides. RefSeq names its product 60S ribosomal protein L7-2. NCBI's taxonomy places the organism in Eukaryota, Viridiplantae, Streptophyta, Magnoliopsida, Gentianales, Rubiaceae. The record is from RefSeq and is a predicted model, not a curated record. Gene Ontology annotation, cellular component: cytosolic large ribosomal subunit. Bases 141 to 872 code for a protein of 243 amino acids. Gene Ontology annotation, biological process: maturation of LSU-rRNA from tricistronic rRNA transcript (SSU-rRNA, 5.8S rRNA, LSU-rRNA). Gene Ontology annotation, molecular function: RNA binding; structural constituent of ribosome. The transcript has 7 exons.